Molecule: messenger RNA, 2413 nt
Organism: Micropterus salmoides (largemouth bass)
Lineage: Eukaryota; Metazoa; Chordata; Actinopteri; Centrarchiformes; Centrarchidae
Gene: rangap1b
Product: Ran GTPase activating protein 1b
Exons: 16
Coding region: 107-1825 (572 amino acids)
Biological process (GO): nucleocytoplasmic transport; signal transduction; activation of GTPase activity
Cellular component (GO): cytosol; perinuclear region of cytoplasm; nucleus
Molecular function (GO): GTPase activator activity; small GTPase binding
Source: RefSeq, a predicted model, not a curated record
AAAGAAACCGGGGGCAGCGUGACGUCACAUGCUUUAGCAACCGGCGCGCUGCACGGAAGAGCGGCGUGUGUUCACUAUCAUCUGAAAUUACUCUUUGUGAGUCACUAUGGCCUCAGAUGACAUUGCUCAGCUGGCUGAUGCUCUUUCCAAGACCCACGUCGGGGAUGGAGAGUUGAGCUACAAAGGCAUGGGACUAAAGCUGGACAACGCAGAAUCAGUGGAGGAGCUGGUCCGUGAGAUGGAGCAGUACCAAGGUCUGAGAGCGUUUCGCCUGGAGGGGAACACUGUGGGAGUGGAUGCAGCCCGGGCCAUAGCCAAGGCUCUGGAGAGCAAAGGCCUGCUCCAGAGAUGCUAUUGGAGUGACAUGUUCACUGGAAGAUUGCGCUCUGAAAUCCCAACAGCCCUGAGGUGUCUGGGCGGUGCAAUAAUAAGUGCUGGGGCUAGGCUGACUGAGCUGGACCUAAGUGAUAACGCCUUUGGCCCAGAUGGUGUGAAGGGAAUCGAGCAGCUGCUGAAGAGUCCUUCCUGCUACACCUUGAGGGAGCUAAAGCUCAACAACUGUGGGAUGGGGAUCGGAGGAGGAAAGAUCCUUACUGAAGCUCUGAUAGAGUGCCACAGACAGUCAUCAGCGCUCGGAGCUCCGCUCAGACUGAGAGUGUUCAUCGCAGGGAGGAACCGCCUGGAAAAUGAAGGAGCCCGCGCCCUGGCCAAGGCCUUUCAGCUGAUGGGCAGCCUGGAGGAAGUCCACAUGCCCCAGAAUGGUAUCAGCUACACAGGUGUGAUGGCGUUAGCUUCAGCCAUGCGACACAACCCAGAGCUCCGCGUCCUCAACUUGAAUGACAACACCUUCACCAAGAAGGGAACGCUGGCCAUGGCACAGGCUCUGAGGCACUUGAGGAAUGUACAGGUGAUCAACUUUGGCGACUGCCUGGUCCGCUCUGAAGGAGCCAUUGCCCUCGCUGCAGUCCUCAGAGAGGGCCUGCCAAUCCUCAAGGACCUGAAUCUGUCAUUUGGUGAGAUCACUGAGGCAGCUGCACUUGUUGUGGCUCAGGCUGUUGAGGACAAACCUUACAUGGAGAAAGUGGAUCUGAACGGUAACUGUCUGGGAGAGGAGGGCUGUGAGGCUCUGAGAGAAGCUAUGGAGAACAUGGACAAAGGAGACAUGCUGGCAUCACUCAGUGAUGAUGAAGGAGAACCUGAUGAUGAGGAAGAUGACGACGACCAUGAAAACGGUGACGACGAUAGUGACGACUGUAAUGAAGACAACGAGGAGGACGGUGGCAAUGUGAAGGAAAAUGGAAUAACAAGAAAAGAUGACAGUCCUACAAAACCUCAGACCUCAGCAGAGAUUAUGUCUUUCCUCAGCUGCCCCUCUGCAGAGAAGCUUCUUCAGCUGGGAGAGAUGAGGACAAACCUGCAGCAACAGGUGGAUGCAUCUGACCUGCACAAGGCUGCUGAUGUCCUUCUGAAAAUCGCUUCUUUGUACAGCGAGGAGCCAGAGACCAAGGCGGCCGUCCUAGAAACUAUUGACGCUGUGUUGAAGAAGCUCCUCUCUGGCUCCGCCCUCCAGUCAUACUGCUUCCUCUCAACACUGCUGGUCUUGAUGGGACUCCUCAAGGGAGAGGGGAAGAUGAAAAAGGUUCCAUUGGUCCCGGGUCAGCUGUUGUGCUUGGAACACGCUGUCCAGCAGGAAUAUUUCCCCCAGCACUCUGCCUUGCUGCUUCACACCUUCGUGACCAAGAACAGUGAGGCUCUCAAGUCCUGCAGUAGUGCCAGAGAACGGCUGAGCUCUGCCCUGGAGGAGAAGUGCCAUGGUCAGCACUGACCCUCCACUGCCAGUACCAACACUGGAACACAGACACACACUGUACUGGCAUUAAUCUCUUUACCAACAAAAAUACAGGGAAGCUUUACACUUGAACAAGGGACUCAGACAACCACUUAAUGUAUCUCCACUCCUGAUAUGUAUAUUUUUAUGAAGGCAUGACAAAGACUGUCCAGAAUCUUUUAGUUUUUAUUUUUCUACUUAUUCUUGUGACUUAUAUUUUUUAUAGAAAAUAGAGAUAAAAAUAUAGGAAUACAUGAGUUUAACCUUUGAGUUAAUGUGUAAAACAUGAAACUGAUUGUAACGUGGAGUGGAGCUAACAAAAACGGUGUCAGUCUGGCACCUUUUACAACAUAUUGCUUUGCAGUUAGUUACAGUUUCAAACAAUGCAUCCAUGUAAUUUCCAGGUCUUAAAAUGUUGAGAUUGUACAAUAUAUUUUAGCACGGUAUGGCAGAUACUGUCGCAGUGUUCUGAUAAACACACAGCUAAGAUUUGCUGCAUUUUUAGGCCUGUAUCUCACAUACCGGUACUCUGAUAUUUGUUCCAAUAUCAAAACUACAAUCUAAAUAAAUUAGUUCAAAUAAGGA